Molecule: messenger RNA, 1962 nt
Organism: Malaya genurostris
Lineage: Eukaryota; Metazoa; Arthropoda; Insecta; Diptera; Culicidae
Product: putative ammonium transporter 2
Exons: 5
Coding region: 81-1616 (511 amino acids)
Biological process (GO): ammonium homeostasis; ammonium transmembrane transport
Cellular component (GO): membrane
Molecular function (GO): ammonium channel activity
Source: RefSeq, a predicted model, not a curated record
UUUGUUGUCGCCACUUGUGGAGGAGAUAGUAUUUCGUAUCAGUGUGACAGUGAAGUGUAUUGACAACACAACGGCCCAGAAUGGCGAACGCCACCGAUACUCCUGUGAUAUUAAUCGACUACAUGACGAUAAAUUCCACAAUUCACAUCCCGUCGCAAUUCGAUGUGACGAUUGCGGAUGCAGGAUAUAUCGUAGUGAACUCAUUGAUUCUCAUCACAAUGCAAACAGGAUUCGCACUCGUCAACGCUGGAAGUGUUAGUGUGAAAAACAGUGUUAAUUUCAUGAUGAAGAAUACAGUUGACACAGCUAUUGGAGGAUUCGCUUUCUGGUUGUUUGGAUUCGGACUUGCUUACGGAAGGAGUAAAUAUACCAAUAUGUUUGUUGGGGUUGGAGAUUUCUUCCUGGAUGCUACUCCAACGGAUCCUCUCAUGGGUGGUGUGAUGACAGCGUUCAUGUACGAGAUAUCGUUUUCAUCAUCUUCAACAACGAUUGCCAGUGGUGGAAUGGGCGAACGAUUCAACUUCCAGGCGUAUUGUUUCUACGCUUUUUUCAACUCUUUGAUAUAUGCGAUAGGUGCUGGUUGGGAAUGGCGUGAGAGUGGAUUCCUUGCUGUUUUGGGUGUCGUUGACAUUGCUGGAGAUGGACCGGUUCACCUUCUGGGUGGUGUAUGUUCUUUUGCGGCAGCGGUCUUCCUUGGACCUCGAAUCGGACGAUUUGAUCGUGGACAUCAUCAUCCACCAAUGAACAACGCAGUAAUUGCCUUCCUCGGCCUAUUCAUUUUAUGGUGGGCGUGGCUAGCAUUUAAUACUGCCAGUAGUUAUGGUUUGAGUCGAGGCAGAUGGGGUUACACAAUUCGAGCAGCAGUUAUGACCAUGCUUGGAUCCAUGGGCGGAGGAGUGACAGCAUGCGUGUUUUCUUUGAUUGAUAACAAAGGAAAAGCAUUACCGUUCCAGAUUAUGAAUGGAGUCCUUGCCUCUUUGGUUUCCGUAACAGGUGGAUGUUACUUGUUUCAGUCGUGGUCUGCAGUGCUCACAGGAGCAAUUGCAACACUUUUAUGCUUGUUUAGUAUGAAAUUGAUGGACAAACUUAGAAUUGAUGAUCCAUUAUAUGCGUGUACUGUGCAUGGAGUUGGAGGUAUUUGGGGUCUUAUCGCAAUUGGAUUAUUUGCUAUAGACCCAGUGCCGCAAGGUACCACUCGUGGCAGAUCUGGUCUGUUUUUAGGCGGUGGAUUUAGCUUACUCAAAAGUCAACUUAUUGCGGCAGUAAGUAUGACUUUAUGGGGGUUGUUCGCUACAUGGACACUGUUAUGGGUAAUCAACUUAUUUAUAAAAGUAAGAGUUAAUCCAGAAGACGAAAAACAAGGCGCUGAUUUGGUAGAGCAUGGUGUCGAUCAUGCAAGAAACGCAUUGGAAGAAUUGCGGCCGCUUUGGAGCAGAGAAGUAGAGCUGAGUGAUGGCCUUACGUAUAAACUUUCGAAGGGUAUUGCUAGUGCACGAGAUACAAGUUCGGAAUUAUACAAAGGUAACAUUAAUGCUGUAUUUAGCGACAAUAGUGUUAUGCCUUUAGAAGAACUACGAAAAAAUGAUCUUUCAUCUAUUAACUAUGGGAUUAACUGAAACACGCUCACAAAGUCUAGUUUACUCUUACUGCGGUGACGCAACGGUUAUUUACUUUGAAGAAUUUAUAGUAAAGUAAUGACAUUUGAAAGUUAGUUCGUUUAUCACAGGAAGAGUAAUCUAGGUUUUGUGUGUCAUUUAAGAAUUUCUAUGGAUACAUCGUUGAAAAAGCGAUAUAUGGAUAAAUGUAUCGUGCUUUUCAGCUGUGUCUCCACAGUUUUCAACAAAUAAAGCAAGAGAAAAUGCGUUAUGAAUUUUAUUCGAUGCGUUAGCUAAUUUAUGGUUUUGUAAAUCAGUGAUAUGUCCAUAGGUAAUAUUUAAAAAUGUGUGUGAAUAUUCUUUGUAC